Messenger RNA from Morus notabilis, 3818 nucleotides. Its product is annotated as conserved oligomeric Golgi complex subunit 1. Gene Ontology annotation, cellular component: Golgi apparatus; COG complex. NCBI's taxonomy places the organism in Eukaryota, Viridiplantae, Streptophyta, Magnoliopsida, Rosales, Moraceae. The coding region runs from base 103 to 3252 and encodes 1049 amino acids. The record is from RefSeq and is a predicted model, not a curated record. The transcript has 6 exons. Gene Ontology annotation, biological process: intra-Golgi vesicle-mediated transport.
CUGCGAAAUGCCAAAUACAACCCAACCUUAGUUUGUUGCUCGUCGUUCGUGAUUCAGACAAAACUCCAGAGACAGAAAAAGAAAACAAAGGCAGGAGCAGCAAUGAGAGUUGUUCCGGUGGACGACGGCCUCCAGAGGGCCAGCCUUAGCGGCGGCGGUUACAGAGACGCCGAAUCCCUCUUCCGGUCCAAACCAAUCUCCGAGAUCCGAACUGCCGAAUCCACCACUCGCUCUCUCAUUCAGCAGAAGCAAGACGAUCUCCGCCGUCUCGUCGGCACUCGCUAUCGCGAUCUCAUCGACUCCGCCGACUCCAUUCUUCUUAUGAAACAAUCCUCUCUUUCCAUUUCCUCCAAUCUCUCCUCAAUUCAACUUUCUCUCUCUUCCCUCACUCCUCACACUCACAAUCACAUUCCUAAUGACAGAAAUGAUUCUUCUUCUAAUGAGGAAUCUCAGAGAUCUCGCAUCUACGCCAUGGCCUGUCGCGUUAAGUACCUCGUCGACGCUCCCGAGCACAUCUGGGGUUGCCUUGACGAGUCCAUGUUCCUUGAAGCCGCUUCCAGGUUCGUACGUUCCAAACAUGUUCAUCUCCGUCUCAAUGCCGAUCUCAACGACUCCGAUCGCCGCCGAUUCGGAGUUCUUCUGCAGCAUCAAUGGCAGAUCGUCGACGGCUUUAAGGCUCAGAUCUCGCAGCGCGCCAGAGAUCGUCUCUCCGAUCGAGAUCUCCCGAUCGGAUCCUACGCCGACGCCAUGGCCUCUGUUUCCGUAAUCGACGAUCUCUCUCCGGAACGGAAUCUGUCUCUGUUUCUCGAGAGCAGGAAGACGUGGAUUUCGCAGACGUUGUUGAAUAGGGAUUCCGAUGAGGAUGAUGACGUCGUUAGGGUUUUCCUUGAGGUUCUGAGGACGAUUCAGGUGACGGUUGGGCAAGUCGGAGAGCUUUUCUUGAGGGUUUUGAACGAAUUGCCCCUGUUUUACAGGGUCGUGCUGGGUUCUCCUCCCGCGUCUCAGCUGUUCGGCGGAAUUCCCUAUCCGGAAGAGGAGGUCAAGCUUUGGAACUCAUUUAGGGAUCAGCUUGAGUCCGCCAUGGCGAUUCUCGACAGAGACUGCAUUGCCAAGGCAUGCUCCUCGUGGGUGAGGGAAUGUGGAAGAGAGAUGGUUGCCAAGAUCAACGGGAGGUUUCUCAUUGACGCCGUGGGAAGCGGCCGAGAGCUCGCUGCCGCCGAGAAGGCGAUAAGGGAGACGAUGGAGAGCAAGGAGGUCUUGGGAGGGAGCCUGGAAUGGCUGAGAAGCGUUUUCGGAGGAUCUUCCGAGAUCGAGUUGCCGUGGAGUCGGAUGCGUGAGCUUGUUCUGGGAGAUGAUUCCGAUCUGUGGGACGAUAUUCUUGAGGACGCAUUUGUGGGGAGGAUGAAGGCAAUCGUCGAUUCAAGGUUCGGAGAAAUGGCGAGCGUUGUGAAUGCGGUGGGAGGAGAAGCCGUUGGUGGUGAAUGUGGGCUUGGUUUUGGUGGCGUUUGGUUUGUAGACUCCAAUGCUAAGAAGGUUUCACUAUCUGGGUUAAAAGCGAAAAGCUCUCCUGAAGAGAGUAAUGAGUUCAAGAGUUGUCUCAAUGCGUAUUUUGGUCCCCAAAUUAGUGGGAUAAGAGAUGCUGUGGAUAACUGUUGCCAGAGUGUUCUUGAGGAUGUUCUGAGUUUCUUGGAAUCUCCAAAGGCAUCUCUUAGGCUAAAGGCUUUGGCCCCAUAUCUGCAAUCCAAGUGUUAUGAUAGUCUUUCCAUUAUAUUGAAGCAACUCAAACAGGAGAUUCAUGAUCUAGAGGAAGCUGCCAUGGGAGGUGGGCAAGACAAGGAAGGAGUCCAGAGGGCUCUUUUCGUUGGAAGACUGUUGUUUGCAUUUCUCAACCACUCAAAGCAUGUUCCUGUGAUUUUGGGUCCUCCAAGGUUUUGGGUCAAUGAAACCGUGUCUGUGGUUUUUGAUAGAUUACCGUUGUUGUUGCGGGCUGAUUCUUCAGUUGUUGAUGGUGAGGCAAGACGAGCGUCCGCUGGCUCGAAAAGGCAUACUUCGUUGGCUACCGCCGCAUUGCUUGGGGCGGAUGAAAGCGCGAGCCCCAAACUAGAGGAACUCACUUCGACUUUGCGAGACCUUUGCAUUCGAGCUAAUGGAUUGUGGAUAUCGUGGUUGUCUAACGAGCUCUCUAUUAUUCUAUCACGUGAGCUUGAGCAAGAUGAUGCUUUGACAUCAACAGCUCCCUUGCGGGGCUGGGAAGAGACUGUAGUCAAACAAGAUCAGUCUAAUGAUAGCCAUUCAGAGAUGAAAAUAUUGCUCCCAUCUAUGCCUUCUCUCUAUAUUGUGUCAUUUCUAUUCCGUGCAUGUGAAGAAGUUCACAGGAUUGGAGGUCAUGUACUUGACCGGACAAUUUUGCAAAAUCUUGCACUAAGCCUAUUUGAAAAGGUUAUCGCUGUUUAUGGGAACUUUCUAUCCACGAAAGAGGCCAGUGGAUCUCAAAUGUCAGAAAAAGGAGUCUUGCAGGUCUUAUUAGACUUGAGAUUUGUUGCCGAUGUUCUUUCAGGAGGUGAUUCAAAUUUGAUUGAGGAGUCAUUGAAAGUUCCAAGAGCUAAAGUUCCUUUCAGACGGAAACAGGAUUUGAAACAGACAAAGUCUGUGGUCAGAGAGCGUAUCAAUGGCUUGAUAACUCAUCUUUCGCAAAGAUUGGAUCCGAUUGACUGGCUUACGUAUGAGCCAUAUCUCUGGGAGAAUGAGAGGCAAUCAUACCAACGGCAUGCUGUCCUCUUUGGUUUCUUUGUACAGCUCAAUCGCUUGUACACAGAUACUGUUCAGAAACUACCUACUAAUUCGGAGUCCAAUAUCAUGAGAUGUUCUUCUGUUCCUCGCUUCAAAUACCUUCCUAUCAGUGCUCCUGCAUUGUCUUCACGAGGGACAACUAAGGCAUCUCUUUCAACAUCUGCGGAAGAUAUAUCUUCAAGAAGUUCCUGGAAAGCUUACACAAAUGGUGACCUUUCUGAGAAGAUUGAUAUGGAUGACAGCUCUAGUUUUGGGGUUGCUACACCUUUCUUAAAAUCUUUUAUGCAGGUUGGUAGCAAAUUUGGAGGAAGCACGCUGAAAUUGGGAUCCAUACUCACAGAUGGGCAAGUGGGUAUAUUCAAAGACAGAUCCACUGCGGCAAUGUCAACAUUUGGCGAUAUUCUACCAGCCCAAGCUGCAGGUCUUCUUUCAUCCUUCACUGCAUCCAAAUCGGACUCCUGAUUGCACCACGAAUUGUUCAAUCCUAUGUCAGUUCCAAGAUGGAUACGUGAAGAAUAAGUGUUGAAACUCAGAGCUGAGGAGGCUAUGCCACUAGAGCUAUAUCCCGCACCAAAAGGGUAGGCGUACGGCAAGGACAAUUUUGGAGAUGUCGAUAAGGCAUUUUAUCUUAUUCGUCAAAGGAAGAAACGAACUAAGUUUAUGAGAGGAAUUAUUGGUCCGACAGUAUGUAGCUGGCUUUCCUGGGGUUACCCUUAUGGUCGGUCUACUUUGAAGUGGAAACGUAAUGAUAUGAACCGAAAAUAUUGCCCGGAGUAGGGUGGUGAUGCUUCAAACAGAUAGUAACAUUAAGGGAAAAGUUCAUAUUAGAGAUAACACAUGAAAUGUAAGCUUAGUUUUCCAAUUCAAAGCAUUGAAUUCGUUAGUUUUGAUGUACAUAGAAAUCAAACAUUCACAUGGGGUCAUUCUUUCACUUUGCGUCAGAGAUUUGUUAUGUUCCUUUCGGAUGUAUAGCAGAUAUUGCAAUGUGUUUUUUGAGCUUCGUAUAGAGAACGAGAUAUUGAACUUCU